AUGGCGAACGACCCCAUGCGAGUGAAGCUGGAGCAGCUUGACGCUCUUUCGGGAGAAGCCGAGAACGACCCGGCGAAGUUCGGGCGGCUUCUGAACACCGCUAUGAGGGCGGGGGCUGCUGCUGGCGGAGUGGCUGGGCAGGGCUUUUCGGACACCUUCCUGCAGGACACUCAGCAGACGGAGGCCACGAUCGACGCGCAAGAGGAGCAGGACCUGAUGAAAGAACUCGAGUCUCAGCUCUACGGCUGCGAGAUGGACAUCUCCUCCCAGGACGCCCAGCCGACCCAGUACGAUCUGCCACCUGCUGACUUGCAGACAGAAGGUACAAAGGAUGGCUUUCAUGCCACGUUGGAGCAUCUCAUGCGUGAGGUCGGGCUCGAGGAACGCGAGGAUGAUGCGAUCAGAAAAUCUCCAAAGCGAGAGCUUGAAAUUGAUUUUGCCAGGGUCGCCAAGGAACUGGAGGAUGAAACCAUGUUGGCCAAGGAACAUGAGGAAGCUGAGAAAGCCAGCAGAAUGGCGAAGGAAAGGGAGGAAACUGAGAAAGCAAGGUUGGCCAAGGAAAAGGAAGAAGCUGAGAAAGUAAGCAAAAUGAUCAAGCAAAUGGAGGAAGCUGAGAAAGGCAGGUUGGCCAAGGAAAGGGAGGAAGCCGAGAAAGCCAUCAGAAUGGCCAAGGAAAUGGAGCAAGCCAAGCUGGCCAAGGAAAGGGAGGAAACUGAGAAAGCCAGGAUGGCCAAGGAAAUGGAGGAAGCCAAACUGGCCAAGGAAAGGGAGGAAGCUGAGAAAGUCAGGAUGGCCAAGGAAAUGGAGGAAGCCAAGCUGGCCAAGGAAAGGGAGGAAGCUGAGAAAGUCAGGAUGGCCAAGGAAAUGGAGGAAGCCAAGCUGGCCAAGGAAAGGGAGGAAGCUGAGAAAGCCAGGAUGGCCAAGGAAAGGGAGGAAGCCGAGAAAGCCAUCAGACUGGCGAAGGAAAUGGAGGAAGCCAAGCUGGCCAAGGAAAGGGAGGAAACUGAGAAAGCCAGGAUGGCCAAGGAAAUGGAGGAAGCCAAGCUGGCCAAGGAAAGGGAGGAAGCGGAGAAAGCCAGGAUGGCCAAGGAAAGGGAGGAAGCUGAGAAUGCCAGGUUGGCCAAGGAAAGGGAACAGUUCAGGCUGGCAAGAUUGGCCAAGGACAAGGAGGAGGCCGAACAUAUGAGAUCGGCCAAGGACAAGGCCAAGGAAAAGGAAGUCGACAUGGCAACACAGGCAGCAAAAAAAUACCAGGCUUUGCCAAUGAACGCGACAAAGUUGCAAAAGCUACAGCUCUUGCAGGACAUUAUGGCUACUGGGGAUGAGGGUUGCAAGCAGUUCUGCAAGGAUGAGCUUGCAAAACUGAUCAAGCCGAAGGCAGCAACGCCAGCUCCGGCCCCUACCAGUGAUGCCGAUCCUCCGGCCCCUACCACAACGGGUGCCGAUCCUCCGGCCCCUACCACCAGGGGUGCCGAUCCUCCGGCCGCUACCACCAGGGGUGCCGAUCCUCCGGACCAGAUCCUGGCACAUGCUACAGACACAGCGCUGGACUUCGGUUUGGGCGGUGCUUUGCAGUGGCAGAGAACGGCCGUUGGCACCUCGCCACGCCACACAAGUUCAUUAACACCCUUUUCGUACGGCCAGAAGCUGAAGCACCGAUUGCAGAAGCUGAAUCACCGAAAGCCAGGCGGUGUUCGCAAUGCUGCAGCCGGUGGUGCUCGAGAUUUUGGAUCCCUUGCCUCCAACACCAUGAAGAAAGGCUUCUUGCUGCCGAAAAAUGAUGCGAAGACCGAGAAACCCAAGAAGACGCGGCCACCCGAGAAGACCGAAAAGGAUGAUGCUCUUCAACAGCCGGCGGUCUCGAGCUCAGCCGCCGCCGAGGUUCCGAAGAUCUAUACCCAACCAGAGAUCAACCACUUCGUGAAGCAGCUGGAGGUUAUGAGACGUUGGGGAUCCGACGACUUCACCUAUAUCACGGAAUCGGGAGAAAUCUUCGGCAAAGGAGAUCUGGAAGAGAUUGUUCGUUGCUGCUCGCUUGGAUCUUUGCAUUCCGCUUUCUGUUGCUGCGUGUUGGUCAAUGUCAGCAUGGCAGGCAUGGCGAACGACCCCAUGCGAGUGAAGCUGGAGCAGCUUGACGCUCUUUCGGGAGAAGCCGAGAACGACCCGGCGAAGUUCGGGCGGCUUCUGAACACCGCUAUGAGGGCGGGGGCUGCUGCUGGCGGAGUGGCUGGGCAGGGCUUUUCGGACACCUUCCUGCAGGACACUCAGCAGACGGAGGCCACGAUCGACGCGCAAGAGGAGCAGGACCUGAUGAAAGAACUCGAGUCUCAGCUCUACGGCUGCGAGAUGGACAUCUCCUCCCAGGACUUCAAUCCCGCCAAACCCAUCCUGUUUCCGAUACGCGCCAUAUCUGUUUCCAGGACGCCCAGCCGACCCAGUACGAUCUGCCACCUGCUGACUUGCAGACAGAAGGACAUCCAUGACUCGCGUACAAAGGAUGGCUUUCAUGCCACGUUGGAGCAUCUCAUGCGUGAGGUCGGGCUCGAGGAACGCGAGGAUGAUGCGAUCAGAAAAUCUCCAAAGCGAGAGCUUGAAAUUGAUUUUGCCAGGGUCGCCAAGGAACUGGAGGAUGAAACCAUGUUGGCCAAGGAACAUGAGGAAGCUGAGAAAGCCAGCAGAAUGGCGAAGGAAAGGGAGGAAACUGAGAAAGCAAGGUUGGCCAAGGAAAAGGAAGAAGCUGAGAAAGUAAGCAAAAUGAUCAAGCAAAUGGAGGAAGCUGAGAAAGGCAGGUUGGCCAAGGAAAGGGAGGAAGCCGAGAAAGCCAUCAGAAUGGCCAAGGAAAUGGAGCAAGCCAAGCUGGCCAAGGAAAGGGAGGAAACUGAGAAAGCCAGGAUGGCCAAGGAAAUGGAGGAAGCCAAACUGGCCAAGGAAAGGGAGGAAGCUGAGAAAGUCAGGAUGGCCAAGGAAAUGGAGGAAGCCAAGCUGGCCAAGGAAAGGGAGGAAGCUGAGAAAGUCAGGAUGGCCAAGGAAAUGGAGGAAGCCAAGCUGGCCAAGGAAAGGGAGGAAGCUGAGAAAGCCAGGAUGGCCAAGGAAAGGGAGGAAGCCGAGAAAGCCAUCAGACUGGCGAAGGAAAUGGAGGAAGCCAAGCUGGCCAAGGAAAGGGAGGAAACUGAGAAAGCCAGGAUGGCCAAGGAAAUGGAGGAAGCCAAGCUGGCCAAGGAAAGGGAGGAAGCUGAGAAAGCCAGGAUGGCCAAGGAAAGGGAUGCCAGGUUGGCGAAGGAAAGGGAACAGUUCAGGCUGGCAAGAUUGGCCAAGGACAAGGAGGAGGCCGAACAUAUGAGAUCGGCCAAGGACAAGGCCAAGGAAAAGGAAGUCGACAUGGCAAGACAGGCGACAGAAAAAUACCAGGCUUUGCCGAUGAACGCGACAAAGUUGCAAAAGCUACAGCUCUUGCAGGACAUUAUGGCUACUGGGGAUGAGGGUUGCAAGCAGUUCUGCAAGGAUGAGCUUGCAAAACUGAUCAAGCCGAAGGCAGCAACGCCAGCUCCGGCCCCUACCAGUGAUGCCGAUCCUCCGGCCCCUACCACAACGGGCGCCGAUCCUCCGGCCCCUACCACCAGGGGUGCCGAUCCUCCGGCCGCUACCACCAGGGGUGCCGAUCCUCCGGCCCCUACCACCAGGGGUGCCGUUCCUCCGGCCCCUAAUGCCCCGACCUUUGAUGAUGUCAGUGCGAAGAUGGGUUGGUCAAGUCCUGCAACCCCACGCAUGGUGGAGGCACCUGGUACGCCAUCUCCUGCAACGCCUGGCAGUGCAAUCACAACGCCUGGCAGUGCAAAAACAACGCCUGGCAGUGCAAGCGACGGCUUGGUCCAAGGUUCUGCGCCACUCUACAACCGAAAGAACGCCGCCAUGUUCUUGAAUCGCCUGAAAGGCAACCCAAAGAGGAUGCAAGCCUUGCCUGAUGACUUGGCAAAGUUGGUGCGGGACGAAGAUUCAAAGAGCAAAGCCAUCGACUUGAUCGUCGCUGCAGGAGGAGACGAAAAUGAGCUGGUCGGGCAGUGGACUGCAUCGUCCAUUUCUGUGGGGACGGACAAGGAAAAGGGAAAGAUGAAACCUUUGACGGAACAGGAAUUGAUCGGCAAGUACGGUGCGGUCAAUGCUGCGAAGGUGAUGGAGGAAAAAAGGAAGGCUGGUUUGGAGGUUGAUGAUCCCAAUUGUAAAGGGCUGAAGCUUUACUUGCACAACGAGUGGCAGAGGGAAUGGACGAGAGGCACAGAAGAACGAAGCAGUUUCACUGCUUCCGGAGAAGUUCGUGCGGGUGACGCUGCCAACGUUGCACAAAUUCUCAGUGUGCCCCGGCGGGCGCUGACAGGGCCCGGCCAGGAUGAUGAGGACAAUGUGGACAUGGAGGAGGACCCAAAGCCACUUCCGAACAAAAAACCAAAGAAAGCCAGGAAAAAUGAAGCCAGCGGCAAAGAGAAAGAGGAAGACGGUGAAACUGAGCCGGAAGCACCACGAGUGGAGAAACUUACACCGCUGGACAAGGCGGCAGACUUAAGGGGGCGGGCCCUCUCGAAGGCCAACCACGCUGGCUCGAUGCGGAAGCAGUUGAAAGGAGUCAGCUAUGCGACUGAAUGCCUCAAGGAGAUGACCAACUUCGAGCAGGAGUUCCAGGCGAUCUACGACCAGGUGGACAAGCUCAUCUCUGAGCUGGUCCACGAUGAUGGGGUCUAUCUUCCCAUUGCUACCAGAUAUCUCGAUAUCGCGAAGCGUUAUGAGAGGCCCAGCAAGGUAGCAAACAGCUUGAUCCGAGCUGCGAAGGCGACUCCGAAGGAUCCAACCGCGCCCAAAGGAUCGGCUAAAGCCAAGUCCAAGAAGCGCAAAGCCGCGGAGGGAGCCUAG
This is a messenger RNA of Symbiodinium sp. CCMP2592, 4902 nucleotides long. The record is from the annotation of a GenBank genome assembly. NCBI's taxonomy places the organism in Eukaryota, Dinophyceae, Suessiales, Symbiodiniaceae.